AUGGGCAAGUCAGAAAGCCAGAUGGAUAUAACUGAAAUGAAUACUCCAAAACCAAAGAAGAAACUGGGAUGGAGUGGCCUGGAAAUAGGGCUGGCUGUGGUGGUGCUGCUGCUGGCCAUCGUGGCCAUCACCAUGAUCGUCCUGUACGCCACGUACGACGAUGGCAUUUGCAAGACACCAGACUGUAUCAAAUCAGCUGCCAGGAUCCUGGAGAACAUGGACCCCAGUGCCAGACCCUGCCAGGACUUCUACCAGUACGCGUGCGGGGGGUGGCUCAAGAGGAACGUCAUCCCCGAGACCAGCUCCCGUUAUAGCAACUUUGACAUUUUGAGAGACGAACUAGAAGUUGUUCUAAAAGAUGUCCUCGACACCCCCAGCACCAACGAUAUCCCAGCAGUGCAGAAGGCAAAAACCCUCUACAGGUCCUGCAUAAAUGAAACUGCUAUUGAUCUCCGAGGUGGAAGUCCUCUAAUUAGUUUAUUGCCAAAUGUGUCUGAGUGGCCUGUAGCAACAACUAACUGGGAUGAUUCCUAUGGUACUGCUUGGACAGCUGAGACAGCUAUUGCACAGCUCAACUCCAGAUAUGGAAAAAAGGUCCUUAUUAAUUUUUUUGUUGGCACAGACGAUAAAAAUUCCACAGCACAUAUCAUUCACAUCGACCAGCCUGGGCUGGGGCUGCCUUCCCGGGACUACUACGAGUGCACUGGGGCAUACCAAGAGGCAUGUUCUGCCUAUGUUGAUUUCAUGACUUCUGUAGCUAAACUAAUCCGACAAGAAAGAAAUAUUCCUGUCAAUGAGAGCGACAUUUCUGCACAAAUGAGAAGAGUAAUGGAGCUGGAGAAAGAGAUUGCCAAUGCAACAACAAAAUCUGAAGACAGAAAUGAUCCACUUCUGCUGUACAAUAAAAUGACCUUGGCACAACUCCAAAAGAACUUCUCACUGAUAAUCAAUCAUAAGGAGUUCAACUGGUCAGAAUUCAUAAAUGCCAUCAUGUCAACUGUGCAAAUCAACGUUGACAACACGGAACACGUCAUUGUUUAUGACCCUGACUACCUGCUCAACCUCAGGUCUGUUCUCCUAAAAUACUCCUCCAGAGACCUUCAGAAUUACAUGGCCUGGCGGUUUGUCAUGGAUCUUGUCAACAGCCUCAGCCGGGACUACAAGGACACAAGGAAUGCUUUCCGUAAGGCCCUCUACGGCACCACCUCCGAGAGCGCCGUGUGGCGCCGCUGCGCCAACUACGUCAACGGGAACAUGGAGAGCGCCGUGGGCCGGCUCUACGUGGAGGAGGCCUUUGCUGGGGACAGCAAGCACGUGGUUGAAGAAAUGAUUGCAGAUAUACGUGAUGUUUUUAUAAAAACCUUAGAUGAACUUCCCUGGAUGGAUGCAGAGACCAAAAAGAGAGCAGAACAAAAAGCAAUAGCAAUUAAAGAGAGGAUUGGUUAUCCCGAUGAGAUCGUGACAGAUGACAACAAGCUCAACAGUGAGUACCUGGAGUUGAACUACAAGGAAGAAGAAUACUUUGAAAACAUUAUUCAAAAUUUAGUAUUUACCCAGAAGAAAAGGUUGAAAAAGCUUAGAGAAAAGGUGGACAAAGAGGAGUGGAUAAGUGGAGCUGCUGUUGUCAAUGCUUUUUACUCAGCAAGUAGGAAUCAGAUAGUGUUCCCUGCGGGCAUUUUGCAGCCCCCUUUCUUCAGUGCCUCCCAGCCCAGGUCCCUGAACUACGGCGGCAUCGGGAUGGUGAUCGGGCACGAGAUCACGCACGGCUUCGACGACAACGGCAGGAAUUUUAAUGAGAACGGAGACCUCGUGGACUGGUGGAGUGAAGAAUCAGCACGGAAUUUCAAGGAGCUGUCCCAGUGCAUGGUGUACCAGUAUGGGAACUUCUCGUGGGACCUGGCAGGUGGACAGAACCUGAGUGGAAUCAACACACUAGGAGAAAACAUUGCUGAUAAUGGGGGUGUGAGACAAGCAUACAAGGCUUAUGAAAACUUUGAGAGAAAACACGGAAAAGAAAAACUCCUUCCUGGUCUCGACAUGAACCACAAACAGCUGUUUUUUCUGAACUUUGCACAGGUGUGGUGUGGCACGUACAGACCAGAAUAUGCAGUGAACUCCAUCAAGACAGACGUGCACAGCCCAGGCAGAUUCAGGGUCCUGGGGUCACUGCAGAACUCCCCAGAGUUUUCAGAAGCCUUUUCAUGCACCACGAGAGACAACAUGGACCCUGCCAAGAAGUGCCGUGUCUGGUGACGGACU
Agelaius phoeniceus (red-winged blackbird) is the source of this 2259-nucleotide messenger RNA. It is a transcript of the gene MME, whose product is annotated as membrane metalloendopeptidase. Lineage: Eukaryota; Metazoa; Chordata; Aves; Passeriformes; Icteridae. Gene Ontology annotation, cellular component: plasma membrane. Gene Ontology annotation, molecular function: metalloendopeptidase activity. Gene Ontology annotation, biological process: protein processing; amyloid-beta clearance. The record is from RefSeq and is a predicted model, not a curated record.